Kwoniella shivajii is the source of this 3657-nucleotide messenger RNA. RefSeq lists its product as uncharacterized. Bases 1 to 3657 code for a protein of 1218 amino acids. The record is from RefSeq and is a predicted model, not a curated record. Lineage: Eukaryota; Fungi; Basidiomycota; Tremellomycetes; Tremellales; Cryptococcaceae. The transcript has 4 exons. Gene Ontology annotation, cellular component: mitotic spindle midzone; spindle microtubule; cytoplasmic microtubule. Gene Ontology annotation, molecular function: microtubule binding. Gene Ontology annotation, biological process: mitotic spindle assembly.
AUGGCACCGGCUCUGGCUGCUGACGCGAAGAUACCUUGCCCUACACCACAUCAUCUGAAAGAAGAGCUGGAGACACUUACAUGGGCACUCGAACCAGAAGAGAAAGAGGACACAUGGGAGAAGUUCGAAAGAGCCAUUAUACGGUUCUCGGCUGUCACGAGAGGAGGAGGGUAUAAACACACGGAUCUAUAUAUCGAAGGAGUUGGAAGAAAAGGCGUCGGACCGAAAUUGGCUAAAUGCAUGCUAUCUGACAGAGGAAGAUUAUCAGGAGUUUCAACCGAUCUAUUACAAACUUUUGCACCUAGAUUAUCAACGAAUUUCAAACCUCUUGUCAAUUUGUAUUUGGAACCUCUGAUCGAUCUCCUAGGUCGACCGAAUAAAGUAUUCCUCAAAAGAGCUGAAAAAUGCUUAUUAACGAUAAUCACUCACUGUCAAAUCAAUACUAUAUUACCUGAAUUAAGGAGGGGGUUGAACGACAAUGCCGCGACAUGUAGAAGAGGUAGUGGUAUCGCAGUUGAACGUACGGUGAAAGAAUGGCCAGGUGAAUUAUGGACAGAAAGAUAUUUAGCGAUAUUAGAAGAAAGCGUAAAGAAAAUGGCUAUCGACAAAGAUCCUGAAGUCAGACAGACUGGCAAAAGAGUUUGGGCACUAUUCAAUGAUAUGUGGCCUGAAAGAGUUGACAACUUCUCUGCUCCGUUGACACCUACGAUCAGACGAUACCUUGAUAUAUCAGCUAAUGGUGCUGAUCCAUCUAAACCCAAACCCAAAGCGGUCAUCCGUCCUGCAUUGGUAGCUGUCAAACCUAUCUCGGCUGCAUCAUCGGAAUCUUCACAUGCUUCAGGUACCGCGCAGACCGCAAUCAAUUCCAAGCCACAGAACAAUCGUGUCAACGCUUUGGCGACUAAGCCAAUGCGACCUCUUCUGCAUCCACAACCCUCAGCAAUUGAAGCAGGACCUUCGCGACGUCGUUCACCCAAGAAAAACGUCGAACAACUACCUCCGGUAUCUGAACACGAAAUUGUCGAGAUCCCACAAUACCAACCAGCUCUAUCGCGUUCCAAAUCGAGCUCGAAUCGACUUCACAAUGAUUUUGCUGUACCACCAGCUUUAGGCUGGCAAGGUCGGUCAGUCUCACACAAUAUCCUUCCAUCGGUAUCUUCAAUGCCAUCUUUCCCAUCAGAUGAAAUAAAACAUUAUCCAUUGUCGAAACCUACCAGACCAGUUCUUCUUCCCGCACAUUCUGCACCUGCGGAAUCUACCGAAAUACAUCUGCCUCCAAGAAGAUUCGCGCCUCCAGCAAGGAUCAUGCGUGUCGUUUCAACGGACGAAGAAGGCGGCAUCGAACAUGGUGAUCAUCCUUUUACGACCCCGAGUGGAGCUACAGUAAUAAGAGGACCUCAAAGGAAUCUCAACGGUGGAGCAGGAAGAAGAGGUAAUGCACUUGGUCAAGCCCAUAGAAGAGUCGUUACUGGACCCAGCGUUGUUCCAGAAGAUGGCUACUUUGCUAAAACACCAGGAGGCGGAUGGAAUAAGCCCAGACAAGAGACGGACGAAAAGCUGGAAGAACAACAAUACUCGACGAAAGCGGAUAACCAUCGCUCAGAAAAACUUUCGCAAGCAUUUGCUUCACCCAUUCCUGCGCAAGUAGUAUCAAUGGACUCGCCCCUUAUGCCUAUCCUCAUCCGAUCAACAUCAGGCGAAGUCAGAGCCAUGGGUCUGGAGAAUGAAAGUGACUUUAUAGACAUGAAGGAAGACGUCUAUCCCGCUUCACCUCUCAGGCAGAAACAUGCAGAAGAGGAAGAUAGGAAGACAGUUGAGGUAGCGAGAAAGAUUGAAUUACCUGAAUCACCUAAGAAAGCCAACGAAGAACUUGAUGCACUGACAGAAGUCACAAAGGAAGAUCAAGCGGUAGAGGUGAUCAUGAAGAACUCGACAAUAGCUGAGGAAGGCGAGAGGGUGAUUACAAAGAUGGAAGAAGCUGUAGACACUUGCGAAACUCAGGAGCAAGAACAGGCAGAUUGCAAGGUCGAACCUACCGCGGCAAAUUCCGAGAAAGUUUUGGCAGUAGAGUCAUUGCCUGUUCCCCAAGCUAUCGAAGAAAUCGAAGAGAUUGAAGGUGAUAGAGUGCCCCAGUUGGCUGACAUAGUCACUCUUAUGACUUCUGCACCUGAGAAAGCCGGCCCUAAACCUUUAACACGUGUACCUUCAACAGCUGGUCGAGCAGGUCCCGAAACGCAAGGUCCUGCCAAACCCAACAUUGCCAAACCAAAGGUACUUGGUACCACCCUGCGUAAACCACCUGUCCCUGCUGCUCGAUCGGUGCCAACACGUACAGUCAGCGCACCGGUGGUUCGCAAACCCUUCAAACCAACAAAUCUGACGGCUCCCACAGCUACGACAGCAGCUCGCGCUGCCGCCUCUGUUCGGGCAGCACCGGCCACGACAGCUGUAUCUAGGCCUGUGGUUUCCACGUCUACGACUGCGAAGACAACCGCGACUUCGACUUCGAAUACCGCUAAGGAUUCAACCCUGAACAACUCCACAUCUUCCAAGCCUACAACAAUGAACCUGUCUACCGCCAGAGCUAGGGUAGUCUCCGCUCAAGUUGUAUCUAAAACUGAACCUAAGCCGGAGCCAAAGAUUACCUCCAAACCAUCUCUCCCUGCUACAGCUCGAGCAGCGCCUACAAGAAUCGUCAGUGGACCCAAAAAACCUACUGUGACCGCACACGUAACGCUUCCACCAGUCAAGAAGGAGAGAGUAUUCCGUAAAGCACCUUUACCAUCCUUCCGACCUGCUCGAAAUGGUCCUACCAUCACUACUGCUUCAUCAGAUCUGAAAGCAUCGACAUCAUCAGUCACUUCUGUCAGAGCAAAAGUCAAGCCUGAAAUGAUCGAACUACCCAAAUCACCAGCUAAACCAUCCGAAGUACCUCUCCCACCAAGUCCACAUGAAAUACCUCUUCCUCAUAGUCCAGUCAGCAAAGCCACUUCAGUGAUCAGCUCAAUCAGUCGAAAUAAUACCCAUAAAUCGUCUCCUCUCAAAGUCGAAAUUCGAGCGAGAGUGAGACAAGAUUCGAUCAUAUCAGUUCCUCAAUCACCCAUAAAGGUAGCUCCUGCAAAACCACUUUCACCGUUAUUGACAAUGGUAGAACCUGAUCAACAGGAAUCACAACUUGCUCAACCGGUAUUUGCUAUACCAACUCAAUCGGGAGUCGAAGAUAAUUUGAAUGGGUUGGGAUUGCCAACACAUUCAGCAGACCCUUUUUCCAAUCACCCACCUACUCCACACUCAAAAUUGUCCACAUCGACUACAUCCGAGGCUGGGGACAUAUCAACAGAUACAGAUGAAUCAGUAGAAAGGAUAACGUUCAAGUCAGUUUCUGCAGAUACACCUGAGAAUCAUCCUUCCACCACAUCCUCUCCAUCAAAAGCAAAACCUGCGUUUGGUAGUCGAUCAGAUGUAUCAACACCUGGAAGAUCCGCCGCUAUGUUGCUGGCUAAAUUAGAGGGAUCGGAAAAAGGUAUGAAUAUGGCUAUGUCUUUCACACCUGGACCUGGACCCGGAGAAAGAAAGGCUCUAAGUGUUAAAGAUACCAACACUCCGGCUACGUCAGCUGGACAUAGUAGUGAGGGCGAUUGGGAUAUCAGUGCUUAA